Cyphellophora europaea CBS 101466 is the source of this 1764-nucleotide messenger RNA. RefSeq lists its product as uncharacterized. The record is from RefSeq and is a predicted model, not a curated record. Gene Ontology annotation, molecular function: RNA polymerase II cis-regulatory region sequence-specific DNA binding; DNA-binding transcription factor activity, RNA polymerase II-specific; protein dimerization activity. NCBI's taxonomy places the organism in Eukaryota, Fungi, Ascomycota, Eurotiomycetes, Chaetothyriales, Cyphellophoraceae. Gene Ontology annotation, biological process: positive regulation of transcription by RNA polymerase II. The transcript is spliced from 3 exons. Bases 1 to 1764 code for a protein of 587 amino acids.
AUGGGUCGGAGGAAAAUCGAGAUCAGGGCGAUCAAGGAUGACCGCAACCGCUCUGUCACAUUCCUGAAACGCAAAGGCGGUCUUUUCAAAAAGGCGCAUGAACUGUCCGUCCUGUGCUCUGUCGACGUCGCCGUCAUCAUCUUCGGACACAAUAAGAAGCUGUACGAGUUCUCAUCAGGUGACAUCCACGAGACACUACGCCGAUACACAUAUUAUGGACAGCCCCACGAACACAAAGGUCCAGCCGACUUCAAGAACAAGGGCGGCGAUGACGAUGACGAUGAAGAUGAAGAAGAGCCUGACCAGCAGGUCAAGGAAGAUUCCCUGCCGCCGCAGCACCCUGGCAUGAUGCCACCGCAUCUGCAGCACCACAAUUCUUUCCAGCACAUAAGACCUCCACACCAGGCGUCUGCUUCCCCACCUAUGCAGAAUGGCAUGUUUCCGCGACACAGUACACCUCAACCACAGAUGGAGUCGAGACCGGGUUCGAGAAACACUAUCCGACGGACAUCGUCGAACUUGGUGCCUAUGCAGCACCCGCACCCUACGCCGCCCCCACCACAGAACGGUUUCGCCUAUGUGCCAAAUCCGCCCAUAUACAACCCUCAGAUGCAGCCGCAUCCUUCACCGCAGCCUCAGUACCAACAGUACCCGCAACAUCCUCAACCACCAGCCCAGUACCUACAUCCUCAGCAGCAACCGCAACCACAACAGCAUCCUCCUCCACAGAGGCCAUCAUCGGCGCCUCGACAUGGUAGUCUAGGCCCUCCCCAGCAGCCACCACCACAGCGACAGUCACCACAGCCCGAGUUCAAGCCACCACAGAACACGCCACCUCAGAUCAAACACCUCUCUUCCAAAUCCCGCUCUAUUUUUACGCCGAUCGACGAAGGCGGAUCCGUACUGGCUCAACAUUUUUUCGGCGCCCCUGACCCACCUCGGCCGGGACCAUCAUCACACCUCAAACGUGAGACUUCACCUAAUCCUAGAAACGAGCUUGCACCUCCUCCCCGCUCCAUUACAGCACAACCCAGACUCGCACAGCCUGUUCCGCAGCCGCCCCGCCCCUCCUCUGUCAGUAACGACUUCCCACCACCGCAACGCAGCAACACCUCGGGUUCCCGCUCCGGCGCCUCUCGCCCAAAGCUGAACUUGACGAUCCCCUCAGAAGCUUCUGACAAUGAGGCAUCUGGUGGCGCGGACGCCCCCAGCGCUUCGGCGGCUCAUCCCCGCUCGGCGAACCCGGCCGGUAAUUCAAAUAGCAGCAGCGAGCGGGGCGAGAACCGACAUAUUGUCCUACCACCACCCAGCCCAAGCGCCAGUGCGGUGUUGAGUGCUGGCGCUGUUGGUCCAGGAAACCCGUUUGCACGCCCACCUCCACCAACGAGUAGCCAGAACAAGGACGCUUACGACACGAAUCGCGAUCGAGGCGGCGAGGUUGGCGGUCGUGCCGGCGCGACUGGCAGACAACAGGCUGGCGACGGCAUUGACACUCCGAUAAGUGCUUUGCCGAGCAGGUACAUGAGUAAUGAGUUGCUGCCUAGUCCGAGCAAUUUCUUUAGCGAGUGGGGUGAUUGGUCACGUGGUGGAGGGGGCACGGGCAUGAGCGCCGUGCUGCCCAGUCCGAUGGGAGGUGGGCUGGGAUUUGGCAUGACGCCCUCUGAUGAGCGAGGCGGCGCGGCGGCCAAAUGGGGCGGUGUGCCGGAGAAGAGAAAAGGCGAAGACGAGGGUGCCGUGGGCGAUGAGAAGAGAGUCAAGACGUAG